Molecule: messenger RNA, 3691 nt
Organism: Ruditapes philippinarum (Manila clam)
Lineage: Eukaryota; Metazoa; Mollusca; Bivalvia; Venerida; Veneridae
Exons: 3
Coding region: 86-2341 (751 amino acids)
Source: RefSeq, a predicted model, not a curated record
UAUAUAAAACGGCGACACUGUAGACAUAGCAAGUAAAAAUCAUUUCAGUAAACACACAGUUAACUCAAGUGAAAUACAACUUGCAAUGGGGUUUACAUCUUCUUUAGAAAAACACAAAAUUGUGAUUAUAUUUCAAUGGAUCAUGCUUAUUUCUUUCGUACUUGCACAACCUCCGCCUCCAGAUAUUCCAACAACGGAACAGCCAAUAAUAAUCGACCCGCCGCGGACGUCAACGACGCCAAGACCUCCAUUUACCGGAACAGGAAAUGACGUCUCGACAUUAUCGCCAUGUCCAGAAAUGAUCUGUACCCUUGAGUUUAUACCAGAACAUUGUAGGGAUACCCCUGUUCUUGUGAAAAAUGGAGUCAAGUGUACUGGCUGCCCCCAAUGGAUGGACUCGUGUAAAAAUUUGCCAAAUGGGACAAAUAUUAUCAUAGAUCCAGAAAUAAAAUGCCCUACCAAAACAUGUACUGAAAAUAUUAUUCCAGCGAAUUGUGCUUAUGUAGAAACAUUCGAAUACGAAGGACUGAUUUGUGAAAAAUGCCCAGUAUAUAAGCCCGGAUGUGUCCCUGAUGAAAUGUCGUCUGCAUCAGAUAUUCAAUGUCCUGUUCAAGCUUGUACUCUAGAAUUUAUACCAGACGAAUGUAGGGACAUACCUACUUUCCAACAUAAAGGACUUACAUGUAAAGGAUGUCCUCGUUGGAGACCAGGCUGUGAAAAUAAAUCUUCAAAACAGAAAAUUAAUUUAGGCCCUCAAGUUUCUUGUCCAUUAAUAAUAUGCGACAGCUAUAUACCUAAUGAAUGUCAGGUGAAAAAAGAAUAUGAACAUCGAGGUCAAAUGUGUACAGCGUGUCCAGGCUGGAGAGAGGGCUGUCGUGAACAGGAAAGAUUGAAAUUCAUCAAUUCAAUGGGUGGUAACUCGAUUGAUCUUUCUCCGAUUCCAUGUCCGAAAUUCCCGUGCAUUGAUAAUAAUAUACCUGCCGAAUGCCGGAUAGAACAGCCAUAUAACUUCCGAGGAAGAACAUGUUUUAGAUGUCCAGCUCGAAGCCCUUCGUGUGAAUCAAAUUUUCCAGGUAACACAAGAUCAGGAUUACCAUGUCCAGUUAUUGAAUGUAAUACGCGUGUUGAUGUACCUCGGGAAUGUUACAGGAGGGAGUUUUACAAUAAAAAUGGGAACAUGUGUGAGGGAUGUCCAUCUAUCAUACCAGGAUGUAUCAGUUUACAAAUCAUUCCACCAAGACCAAACGUCCCAAUAAUUCCUCAACUAGUUGACAGAAUGGACGUUCCGGAAAUAGCAUGUCCAUUAUUAAAAUGUCAAUCGCUAUCUAUUCCUCCAGAAUGCUUGGAAACACCUUUGUUUAAACACGGGAAUAAAAUGUGUCAAGGCUGCCCAAGACAAAAAGAUGGCUGCAUUCCUGUGACAGUAGAUCCGGACAUGAAUUUUCCACAGAUCCCAGCACGAAAUACUGAAACACGAUGCCCUGUAAAGGCAUGUCCGAUGGUUUAUAUUCCUACCGAGUGCAAGGAAGACCAGCCUUAUCAGUAUGAAGGUAAAACUUGUUACGAUUGUCCGAAGCAGAAGCCCAGCUGCAUAACUAUCAAUUCGCAAUCUUCAAUGCAAACAGGAAACAUGAAGCAAAUGUCCUGUCCUAUGUUCGGAUGUCCUUAUAUACUUAUUCCACCAGAGUGCCGUAUUGAACGUCCUUUCCAGUUUCAAGGUCGAACCUGCUACAUGUGUCCUUUGUGGCGAGAAGGAUGUGUGCCACUCCCGCCAAAACCAGACGUUAAUUACCCAACUGCUGAACCACCUCUUAUAUCAACGCAAAGUUCAGUAUCAAUUCCAUCAGAACCAAACAACCCCGCAGUAGAAUGCCCGCUUCUACCAUGUACAAAAAUAUUGAUUCCGAAGCAAUGCAGAGAGGAGACCCCGUAUGAAUUCAACGGCAAAACAUGUUUCAAAUGUCCUAAAUGGAAAGCUGGUUGUAUGGAGAGAGGUAACAGUGUCGAAACCACAACUGAACUUAAUCCUACAGAUAAUACUAUAAACGUUUUGAAACCAAAUAAUUCGCCAUCACUGACAGAUUUGAAAGGAGUGAUUCCUGUCAAUGAAAUCAUCAACACAGUUAGGGCAGUGACAUGUCCUCCUCUACGGUGCCCAGCUAUGUUUAUACCCGCCACCUGUAGACAGGAGUCUAUGUAUCAGUACCAAGGUAGAACGUGCCAAGGAUGUCCAACAUGGCGACUCGGGUGUAACCCAAUGUCCGGUCCGCCGAUGAAUAUGAACGCCAACGGAAUAUUGUCUUUUAGCUUGUUCAACGAGUUGUUCGUUAGGAAACGAUAGUCAAAUAUUGUCGGAAAAAGAUGGAAAUGACCGAAAGAUUUUCGAGAUCGAAGCUUGUCAAAGUUUGCCGAACAUCAUCGGACGUGUAAAGUUAUGCGGACAACAUGUUUGAAAUCCACUUGUACAUGAGAUUAUUUUGCUAUAUUUAUUGUAUUUUUUUUAUAAUAAAUCUUUGUUUUAUAACAAAAAUAAUUGUAUGUUAUCUAUUUUAUGAAAUGUACGGCAGUAUUUAUAAAAUGUGAACUUUUUUUAGUAUGUUUUAUAAAAUUAAUUGUAACAGGUCGAUUUCUUAAGAGAUCAUGAACUAUCAGAUUUUAUAAAUCGUGUCCAUGAUUUUUGUGCUUCUCUUUUCACAUUUCGAACCUGCUAUUCACAAACCCAAUAUAACUAUUGUCUAACGCCACAUACAAGGAGUAUCAAAGUGGAGUACACGUGCACAAGGUUAUUGAUUAAUCUACGCAUUAAAUACAUGUAUAAAUAAUAAUAAUAAUAAUAAUAAUGACAAUGAUAUAACAAUAAUAAUAAAUGCUGCUGAAGAAGGCCUCGAGGACAAAAGCUACGGCAAAUUUAAAUUAGCGUUUUUGAUUAAUUAUAACAUAUAGUGUUGUUUAUUUUUUGGUCGAUCUUAAUAAACACAACCAUUUGUUAAAUUCAUGCUUGAAUAUAUUACAUGAGCAAAGUAAAUGUAAGUUAUCAUUCUUUAACUAGUGUAUUGAGUAUCGACUUUAAAAUGAGAUUAAUUAAUUUGCUAUUUGCCCUUUGGUUAUACAUAAAACUGUCCGAUUACACGGAAAUUAGUUAAAUAUUGACAAUUUGACAAGUUAGUAGUACAGUAAAUUUAUAUUUAUAUUAAAAACUGAUGUUAAUGAUUGGAUGAAGAUCGAUGAGUAAGACAGCCAAAUUUACUACUCUAUAUGUAAUUAUUGGUCUUGUUUCCUUCAGUAACGUACUAGUUUAGGUUCAAAGGUUAAUGGAAGAACGAUUUUAAUGUAUAUAAAAAUAUGUGACAGUCCAAUUUCUUGAAAAGAAAAAAAAUUGAAUUGGUGUAUAGCACUGACAUUACUUAUUAAAAAAUUAACUAUUUCCAAAGGGUAAAAUGCUAUUAAAAUGCUAUUAAUGCUAAAUGUAUAUCCGAUAUGUUUUCAACAACAUGCCCGUCUUCGCUGUGCUGUCUUAUUCCGUAAAAUAUGCUAAUGUUCCAUGUUCGGAAUGUAUGUCAUCACAAGUAGUUUGCGGAAGAUUGUUCAUUUCAUGUUCCUGCUUGUGUUUAUUAGAAUAGGAGAGGAUAUCUAGGGUAUUCAUGCACUAGCAAUGUCUGGACAGUCGUGAUACAUGUAUGGUGUCAAUUAA